AUGUCAAAUACUCUGAUAGCUGAUGAAUUUUCUGCUGAGCUCGCCGAAGGACUUGCUUAUGUUGCUGGUCAUGAUGAUGAAUCAAGGCCUGUCAUGAUAUUCCGAAUCAAGCAAGAUUACCAUAAAUUCCAUUCUCAAAAACUGUUUACUAGGUUGCUUGUGUUCACUCUAGAAGUGGCUGUUCAAACAAUGGCCAAAAAUGUUGAGCAAUUUGUUCUCCUCUUUGACGCCAAUAGCACAAUCAGCACCAAGUUUGUCGGGAAGCAGACAGAUGGGCUGUCCGAAACUUUUCCAGAAAUUGCCUACACUGCCCUUGAGGUGUCGCGGUCAGACGUACGGAUCUACAGGGGCUUUUUCAGAUCAGCUUCAGCUUUUAUGAACAUGCUGCUGACUACACUGAAGAUCAUAGCUGAUUACUAUCCGGCUCGCCUUCAUAGAGCCUUUGUCAUUGACCCGCCUUCUCUAUUUACUUAUCUUUGGAAGGGAGUGAAGCCGUUUGUCGAGCUCUCGCCUCUGACCUCGAUUGUAUCGUCUCUCGACUACGAAGACUCGCUCGAGUACAACAACAACAACGAUUUCGCACUGUACCCACGAGCCGUCUCGAUGCGCUUCGACUCCACGGCCAAAGUCGGAGGCGGCAGCUGCUCGUCUUCGAGAUUCUCGUUCACGGUGUCAACCCACCACGUCGACUCCCUCAAGCCUUGGUACCUCUCCACAUCAUCAGCAUCCAAUUCCAAGGUGGGCCCCACAAACCCCCCGUCAUCGGCCGCCAUCUCGCCCCACAACGCGCGGUCCCACUCGUUCGCGUCGCCACGUGGCGCGAUUAGAUCGAUCGACCCGGCCAUUCGGAAGAACUUCUUCCCGUCCACACCGAUGCCGCAAAGGACCCAAAAGCUCGACCCGUCGAUGAUCCGACAGUACCCGAGGACUCCCAAGGCAUCGUUUCUUCAAUCGCCGGCGUUGUUUUUCAAGAGAGAUAAUAAUCAUCACUACCACCACCAACAAAGUCGAGUCGACAAAUCUCGAGAGUCGUUUGUCCCGUUCGUCAACUUCUACCGAAGGCUGUACGAUGAGAUGAUCUAUCGGUCGAAGAUGAGGCCGCCACUUGGCGGACUCGUAUCGAUCGUGUCCCCACAAGUCAGGCGCAGACACGUGUCGAUCUCUCAGCGAUUCUGAAUUAUGGGAAAAUUAAGGAGAGUAUAUAAGUGUUUAAUUAUUAUUAACCAAAAUGGUUAUAUUGAGUGGUUAUUGUUUCAUUAUUUUCCUAAUCUAUAACAAUUUCGAAAGAACAAAAGGAGUAUUUAAUGAAUGGUAGACUGAUUUUGUCUCCAAGAUAUGUUGUGUGUGUAAAGAAAUAGACAGCGUGGUAAGUGGGGUGUGAAAUAUCGUGCACAAUGUAUGUCACAUUUAGUGCUAAUAAUAAUUAAGUGGUCUACACUUUGGUAUGUGUAAGAACACAACAUAGAAAUAAGAUAGCGUGGUCGAGACGGUGAACAUCACAACAUUGGAAAUCAUCUUUGUUCCAAAAAACAGAGCUUCUUGCUCGCUACUUGAAUGACUUAAUUCAGCACUAAAAAAUAUUUUGUAUUUUAUUCUAUUAUUGUUGUUUGUGAGGAUCUCUUGAACUUUGGAUUUCGUUUGAAUUUGUC
Striga asiatica is the source of this 1649-nucleotide messenger RNA. The record is from the annotation of a GenBank genome assembly. NCBI's taxonomy places the organism in Eukaryota, Viridiplantae, Streptophyta, Magnoliopsida, Lamiales, Orobanchaceae.